UCAUUUAUAUUACAAAAAUGCCAAAAAAUCGACUAGUUACGCGUUCAGUAACCAACAGUCGACCACCUCAUAUGACUUUAAAUUUGGAAUGUGCAGAAGAGCCUCUCAGCGAAGCUCAGCUAAUGUUAAAAUUGGAACUUAAAGAAAAUUAUGAUAGAGUUGCUGCUACCUUAGAGGAAUUGGUUAAAGAUCAUGGAGGUAAAUUGGUAUGUCAAGCAGGCAAUGUCAACGGUUAUCAAUAUACAUUGCCUUCAAAUCCUACACAAGCAGCGGUUAAAAAUAAUUCUCAACCCAUUGUGAAUGUAAAUCAAAAUAAGAGUCAAUCUAUUAAGUUGAAUGUAUUAAAUAAUGCAAAUGGAUCUCAGGGCAAUAUACAGCUGGUUGUGGAUUCACGAAUGGGAGUUAUUCUUGGAUCUGUAGCUCAGUCUCAAGGAACUGCUAUAACAAAUGUUUCGUCAAGCUCAGCAUUGACAUCAACUUCAGCAUUGACACCAGGAUCUACAUCUACAUCUACAGCGACAGCUAUAUCUACUGUUGCACACUCGCAAACGGAAAAUUACAAGUAUACUCGAUCUGGACGCAGAACGAAAGUGCUUCAAGUUCAACAGUCCGAUGUAAUAGAGGAACCUGCGUUAAUUCCACGUGGAAGACAAAAAUUGGGAUGCUCGACGCAUGUUGUUACACCAACUACAACCAGCCCGCAAGGUGUUACUAAUCUCAGAAUAAAAACCGUGAGUAAACAACAAAUUACGCCAACGGUAUCGUCAGCAUCGGCAACAAUAAGUACAACUACGGGAACGGCAACGCCAACGGUAACGGUAACAGCAACAGCAACAAGGCUGGCAAUUACAAAACCAACUGAACAUACAAGUAUCGGUGGUAUAUCGGUUGGAAAUAAAAAUGCAGCUAGUGACCAAAUUGAUGAAUCCAAGAAGAAUCUCCCAGAUGGAAGGGAAGUGACUUUUAACAAAAUAAACGGAGGUAGAACGUUUCCAUCAUUGGUUGUCGUAGCUAGACCGAAUCUUCGUACGAAGGAUAUCGCGCCACAAGUUGCUCAAAAAGAAAGAUCGGAGUUAGAUAUGAAAGUCAAAAGUGUACUCAUGUUCUCGGCUACAAAGUUUGCCGAAUGGUUGAUACAGCAAGGAUUAGUCAAGUCCGAACAAUAUUGUACACAACAUAGUAAUAACUAUCAGAGGACUAAAUUGAAAUUAGGAAUGUAUAGUGAUCAAGGUACAUUUCCAUAUUCCGGUGGAUAUGUUUGGAUUUCGAGUUGUUGUCCAGAUCGUUUUGUUUCCGUUUUCUCCGGGUCGAUAUUUCAAGGUGCUACAUAUACACCUACUGUUCUCCUAAAAUUAAUUUAUCAUUGGGCAUGUCAAACAAAUGUUCAAAAUGUUGUUUCGUGGGUAAAAGUAUCGAAUGUAUACGUAAAAAAUUUUUAUACCUAUUUACGUAGUGUUUGUACGGCUGCAAUUUGGGAUAAAACUCGUAAAAUGGGAGGUAAAAAUUCCGUGAUACAAGUAGGUGUAAUUAGUUUAGGUACAACAUCGCAAGACGGAAACUUACGGCAAGUUAAAGUCGAAGUGCUUGGUGUAUUGGAUUAUACCACUCUUGAUUUAAGGUUAAGAGCAUGUGAUCCAGUGCAAGAUGGUGAUAGAUCAUAUAAACGACGAUUUAAUAAUAUUUUACAUCCGUUGAAGGAUUGGGUGCAUACGGAUUCGAAAAUUAUGACCGACUUCACCGUUGAUAAAAGCACGCUUGAAGAAAUGGGAUUUAAUCAUGUGACCCAAUCAGCAUUUUCUGAUCAAAGUCCUCGAAAUUUUAUGAGCAAUUAUCACAUUAUGGAGUAUUUGCGAAAAAUUGUCCCGAGAAUGUUUCAAAACACACUUAGUUUACUUAGUAGACAAAUGAUACAACAAUUUUUGGACGAAUUAGUGUGGAGGGAAAUGCACGGUACGACUGCUGCUCGAGCAUUUGAUAACAUUAUCGGACAUAUAGCUGAACAAACUAGAAUUGAUUUAAACGAAAGCCUCUUAGAUCGUUUGGCCAAGAUAGCCGCCAAUCCUUUUUAUAACUGGUCUUAUUCUAAUACGAAUCCGCCACCAUUGACGCCGCUUAUGACAAUAAACAAAGAAGAAAUUCAUUCGGGUUGCGAGGUUUUGAUUCCGACUAGUAGCAAUAUCAAACAACAAGAGACAUUCCCUGUCAUUCAAACAACAAAACCUGGCCCGAAAAGAGGACGAAAGAGAAAUCCUGCCACAGCAAUUAGUCCAGAACCAGAUCUGAAAAAAGGUAUGUUCGAGUCGAAAGGUAUAAGAGAAAAAGAUAAAGAAGGUACAAAUGAUCAGAUACAGUUACAAGAAUUUUAUUAUGCUACUAUGGAAGGUGACAAGGCCCUCCUUUUAAAGGAGCAUAAAUAUUCCUUAUAUUUCAAAUGCUUUCUGUGUACAACAAUGAUGCGUUCGAAUACAGAUGUAAUGGAACAUACUAUUGGUCAUGUACCGCCACAAGUACCCGGGCAAUCAAAUUCUCCCGUCUGUCGGUACUGUUGCACAGCAUUUUCGUCUCAGCAUCAAAUGAUAACACACGUUACAGAAGCACACAGCAAUUUUGGUCACUCUGACAGUGACAUGGUCGUUUGCGCCAUUUGUGAACAAAAAUUCGGAAACAGUGGCCUUCUUAUUAAUCAUUUUUCAUCGGUGCAUUGUCCAUCAGAGAUGCCGUAUCGGUGUGAAAGUUGUGGUUACCGUACUUCCAGUCAUAAAGAUGCUAUUGAUCAUUUUUAUCGUAUUCACGAGAAGGGUGAAGGAUUACAAUGUCCUUACUGCUUGAAGGUAAUAGAUUUCGUAAGAGAAGGUAGUCCCAAUGUUACUAGCGUUCAUGCGUUCUUGUUACAUAUGCAAAGGCAUGUUAUCAGAAGAGAACAAGGACGCGGGAAUAAAUGUUCUAGAUGUUGUCUCUGGUUUAAUCAAAAAAGUUCAUUAAAAAUUCAUCAAAGGGAAUUACAUGACUCUGUAUCAGGUACAAAAGUUAUUCCAUAUUCAAGUGGCAAUAAUGGAAUAAUGAUAUCUAAACAGCGAUUUCAAAAUAGACGAUUUGAGAUCGAUAGUCCGGCAACGGAAUUACCAUGCGACGAAAGAGUUAAAAAAUGGAUCACUGGUCCAGUAACAGUAAAUGCACCAAUGGAACACCUAUCUUGUCAAGAAUGUGAAGAAGAUAUAGAUGAACAAGAUCAUUACCCAGGUGAACAAAGAUGUCAACUGUGUCGCUAUGUAACCUGUUGUUGGCGUGCAUUUAAAGAACAUCAACAACAAAUUCAUAACGAACGACCUAUGACCAGUUUGGUAGUUCCCUCUCCUCUCAUUAAUAUUCCAUUAGAUAAAAAAAUGCAAUGCUCGUGUGGUUAUGCGACGACCGACGGAAAUCAGUUAGCUACACAUUUAAUUAAAUGUAAGAAAGUAUCUGCCUGUCUAGUAGAAGACACAGCACCGUCCGGAAUGUUGAACAGCUUGGGUCUAGUCCCAAAAAAUAACUCAGAUGAGAUAGAUACCGAUAUUAAAAGGACUAAUUUACAUUAAAGUACAAUGAAGUGAAGUACAAGUUUUUAAAUACGUUAGAUAUUGUGAAUGAUAAAUUAAAUGUUCAGAGAAUUAGAAUGGCUUAAAAUAUUGGAAGAGAAAGUAAGUUAUAUGUGUGUAAUUAUAAUGGGAUAAUUCACUUGGACCGGAAUCUCUUAUAAAACAUAAUACGAUGAAGAUAAAUUUCACAAAAUAAAUUGAUCAUAUGUAUCAUGCGCCGAAUAUAUUCUUUACCAUUUUUGAUUGCCGAAGCACAUAUUCUGUUACUACGAUUAGAGAAACUCCAACAAACGUGAACAAUUUUUAUUCCCUAUGGCACCGAUGAAGCAUCUUCAGUAACAAAUUUUUCACGAAUAAAAUUAAUAAAUAGUUCAAUCACCAAUAUUUUAUAACACAUUAAGCAGUCUAUCGUU
Molecule: messenger RNA, 3988 nt
Organism: Eufriesea mexicana
Lineage: Eukaryota; Metazoa; Arthropoda; Insecta; Hymenoptera; Apidae
Gene: row
Product: relative of woc
Exons: 10
Coding region: 18-3575 (1185 amino acids)
Source: RefSeq, a predicted model, not a curated record